AUUGGGACAUCUGUUGGAAAUAUUGCCAAAGAUCUAAAUCUCAAUGUACAGGAUUUAGAGUCUCGUAAGUUUCAGAUUGUUAGUGGAUCACAGAAGAAGUAUUUCGAUGUGAAUUUAAAAACGGGUGUUCUUUAUGUCAGUGAAAGAAUCGACCGCGAGGAGCUUUGUGGUAGGGCUUCAAAAUGUACUGUCAAUGUAGAGGCGGUGAUCAACGUCCCCCUGAAGCUUUAUCGCUUAGAGAUAAACAUAAAAGAUAUAAACGACAACGCACCUGUUUUCUCUGAGAAGCUGCAAUCGCUUGAUGUUCCAGAAAAUACUUUACCGGGAGUCAAAUUUGGACUGAUAGAGGCAUCAGAUUUGGAUGUCGGUAAGAACGGUGUUAAUACAUAUAAACUUAGUAAUAACGAUUAUUUUUCAUUAGAAAUUCACAAAGGAGAAGACAGCGUGUCUGCUGAGUUAGUACUGCAGAAAUCGUUAGACAGAGAGCAGGAUUCUGUUAUAAAACUCACGCUGACUGCAGUAGACGGAGGAAACCCACCCAAGUCAGGGACAUCGCUUAUUAUCAUUUCCGUGAUGGAUACUAAUGACAACCAUCCCGUGUUCAGUAGGUCUUUGUACAAAAUUAAAAUUCCUGAAAACUUGCCCAGUGGGUCUACAGUGCUUACGCUGAAUGCAACAGACACAGAUGAGGGUUCAAACAGUGAAAUUGAAUACUCUUUGAGAAAAAAAGGCCAAGAUCAUAUUUUAGAUUUAUUUGAAAUUGAUUCAAAAACGGGAGCGAUUUCAGUUAAAGGUAAAGUCGAUUAUGAAGAAAAUCGUGCAUUUGAGAUCCAUGCGGAGGCAAGUGACAAGGGCCAGCCUCCGAUGUCUGCUCAUUGUAAGGUGUUGGUAGAAGUACUGGAUUUAAAUGACAAUGCUCCUGAGAUCACGGUGACGUCACUAUUAAAUACAGUGAAAGAAGACGCGGAAGUAGGUGCAGCCAUUGCACUUGUCUCGGUUUUGGAUAAAGAUAGUGGGAAUAACGGGGCAGUGAAAGCUGUGAUUGCAAGUAAGACUCCAUUUAAACUGGACACAAACUACAGAAAUUAUUACUCUUUAGUAGUUAAUGGUCCGCUUGACAGAGAAACUACAGACGAGUACAAUGUUACUAUAAUAGCAACUGAUGAAGGAGCUCCUCCUCUCUCCAGCACCAGCAUAAUUAGUGUUCAUGUCUCUGAUGUCAAUGACAACUCGCCUCGCUUCUCUGAUCCGAUACUUAAUAUUUAUGUUAAAGAGAACAGUCCAGUAGGAGCUGUCAUUAAAACUCUGACUGCAACUGAUGCUGAUGUCGAUAAAAAUGGUCAAGUGAGCUAUUCUUUUUUAAAAAGUAGCAGUGACUCACUACCGUUUCCUACAAUGAUUAACAUCAACUCAGAGUCAGGAGAUAUAAUCAGCCUGCAGUCUUUUAACUACGAGGAGUUAAAAACUUUCCAGUUUAAAGUUCAGGCCACAGACUCUGGUGUUCCUCCGCUCAGCAGCAACGUCACUGUCAACGUUUUAAUCCUGGAUGAAAAUGACAACAGUCCCACGAUUCUCGCGCCAUAUUCUGAGCACGGCUCCGUUAACAGUGAGAGCAUCCCCUAUUCUGCUGAAGCGGGAUACUUUGUGGCAAAGAUCAGGGCUGUAGACGCAGACUCUGGAUACAAUGCGCUGCUUUCUUAUCACCUGUCUGAGCCCAAAGGAAACAACCUGUUCAGGAUUGGAACCAGCACCGGGGAGAUCAGGACUAAGAGGAGAAUGAGUGACAAUGACCUCAAAACUCACCCCUUGGUGGUCUUGGUCUCUGAUAACGGAGAACCCUCCCUGUCAGCUACUGUGUCUAUUGAUGUGGUGGUGGUUGAAAGCACGGCUGAAAUCCAGACUCAGUUCAGACAUGUGCCUGUAAAGGAGGACAGAUUCUCGGAUUUGAACCUGUAUCUGCUGAUCGCCAUUGUGUCGGUGUCCGUCAUCUUUCUGCUCAGCCUCAUCACUUUAAUUGCAGUUAGAUGCCACAGGACAGACGGCACUUUCAGCAGGUAUAGCGCCCCCAUGAUCACCACCCACCCUGACGGGAGCUGGGCUUACUCUAAAGCUACUCAGCAGUAUGACGUGUGUUUCAGCUCAGACACGCUCAAGAGUGACGUAGUGGUUUGCCCCGCCCCGUUUCCACCUGUAGAUGGAGAACUGAUCAGUAUUAACGGAGGAGACACUUUUACCAGGACUCAGACUUUACCUAACAAAGAAAAGGUAAGCGCACAUUGGUCUUAAAAAUUCUGCAAUGUUAUUUAGUGUGCAAAACUACGAUCGAGACCCGAGUAUGAAUCAAUAGGGUUUCACCCGAAUUAAAUUAAAAGAACUUCAUUGCCACGGAAAAAAAUGGGGAUAAAUCCAGUUCAAGUUAACUAAUAAAAUAAAUCACUUGGAUAUAUUUUGUUAGGCUUCUUUUAUACAUACUAAUAGUUUGUGGUAUUUACUUCUAGCAAAAGAUGUGCAGAUUUUGAAUCAUGCCCUACAUGUUGUUCUUCAUAGUACUGAACGGACGAUUAUGCACGAUGUCAACAUGCUGGGCAGUUAUACUGUACUUUACUGUACUAGUUGCCCGGACACCGUUAACAUCUAGAAUAUUUAUUUCUAAGCGACUAUACUAGUUUAAAUAAUGUCUCGCUAAACAUGUGUUCGAGUAUUCAUAUCCUUUGUUAACCUUAACAGGUUGGACCCAUGUUUAUUCAAAACAAUUCUGAAAAAAAAAAA
Molecule: messenger RNA, 2769 nt
Organism: Oreochromis niloticus (Nile tilapia)
Lineage: Eukaryota; Metazoa; Chordata; Actinopteri; Cichliformes; Cichlidae
Product: protocadherin alpha-3
Exons: 1
Coding region: 574-2286 (570 amino acids)
Biological process (GO): homophilic cell-cell adhesion
Cellular component (GO): plasma membrane
Molecular function (GO): calcium ion binding
Source: RefSeq, a predicted model, not a curated record